AUGUACCGAAACACCAUGCGAUCGGCCACGAGGCCUGUAAUUGCCAGCUUGCGAUCAAGCACCCUCCGCGCCGCUCCUCGUCGAUUCGCUUCCACAGCUCCCGCCGACAAGCCCCGAACACUUAAGGGAUCUUUGGCACGACUUGGUCUGGCCUUCGGUGCUGUUUACUACUAUAACACAAGCCCAAUCUUUGCUGAUGAGGCUCUCUCAAAAACGGUUCCCGCUCCGGCUGCUUUCUCCGAUGACGAUCUUCCUACUGUCGACUCAAUUGUAGAGGAGAAGCGCAAACAGAUCAAGGCUAAAAGUGAGAAGUCUGCCCAGACACCAGGGCCUCAACAAUCGAACAGCCAAGCUGCUGCCACCGAUGGAUCGCCUGCAGCUUUAGAAGAGGAGGCCGACCAACAGGGCGCUUUUAACCCCGAGACUGGCGAGAUUAACUGGGACUGCCCUUGCUUGGGUGGUAUGGCCCACGGCCCUUGCGGAGAGGAGUUCAAGACUGCUUUCAGCUGCUUCGUGUUCUCCGAGGAGGAGCCUAAGGGCAUGGAUUGCAUCGAGAAGUUCCAGGGAAUGCAAGAGUGCUUCAAGAAGUACCCCGAGAUCUACGGUGCCGAGCUCGCUGAUGACGAGGAGGGCGCCCCUACUCCCGACUUUGGCGACGAGCAGCCCUCCGGAGCCCCCACGACUGCCGAGUUCAAGUCUGAUGGUGCCCCCGCCCGUGAAUACGGCGAGAAGGCCGCUGGCGAUACCACAAAGGACUCCAAGAAGGCUCCCGAGCCCAAGACAACAUCCAAGAACACUUCCAGCUCCAGCAAGCCUACAAAGAAGUCCACCGGCGGUGCCCCUACAACUGCUGAAUUCAAGUCUGAUGGUGCUCCCGCUCGCGAAUUCGGCGAGAAGGCUGCUGCCGAUACCACCGGCGCCUCCCACUUCAAUAAGCUCUCCGAAGAUACUUCCGCCGCUUCCGAGCCCGACCAACAGGCCCCUCCCCGAUACACCUCUAGCGAAGCCGAGAGCCAAUCCAUCGCUUCCGGAUCCCGAAUGGUCCAGGAUGUCGCUACCCCGAUAGAAGAGCCUGUGAACCAGAAGUUUUGGCAGGAUAUGCACGAGACCAGGGUUCCCAAGAAGGAUGUUGCCGUUGAGCCCGUGCAGGCUCACGAUGCUACUGCUGCCAACGAGGAGAUUAAGGUUAUUGAGAAGCAGAAGAAGGCUGAGAAGAAGCAGUAA
This is a messenger RNA of Fusarium coffeatum, 1224 nucleotides long. RefSeq lists its product as uncharacterized. Bases 1 to 1224 code for a protein of 407 amino acids. NCBI's taxonomy places the organism in Eukaryota, Fungi, Ascomycota, Sordariomycetes, Hypocreales, Nectriaceae. The record is from RefSeq and is a predicted model, not a curated record. Gene Ontology annotation, molecular function: protein-disulfide reductase activity. Gene Ontology annotation, biological process: protein import into mitochondrial intermembrane space. The transcript has 3 exons. Gene Ontology annotation, cellular component: mitochondrial intermembrane space.